Carcharodon carcharias (great white shark) is the source of this 4099-nucleotide messenger RNA. It is a transcript of the gene usp12a, whose product is annotated as ubiquitin specific peptidase 12a. Gene Ontology annotation, biological process: protein deubiquitination. Gene Ontology annotation, cellular component: cytosol; nucleus. Lineage: Eukaryota; Metazoa; Chordata; Chondrichthyes; Lamniformes; Lamnidae. Gene Ontology annotation, molecular function: cysteine-type deubiquitinase activity; cysteine-type endopeptidase activity. The record is from RefSeq and is a predicted model, not a curated record. The transcript is spliced from 9 exons. Bases 47 to 1186 code for a protein of 379 amino acids.
CAGUGUCCUCCUCCGCCCCCUCCCUCAGUUGGUGCUGAAUGAGCGGAUGAAACAUGGCGCUGGACGGAUGGAAAUACUAAUGACAGUCGGGAAACUCGCUUCCAUUUGUACCAUGGGCAUCAAUGCCUCUGCUUUGGAGAAAGAGAUUGGGCCAGAACAGUUUCCAGUCAAUGAACAUUAUUUUGGUUUAGUCAAUUUUGGGAAUACCUGCUACUGUAAUUCAGUCCUUCAAGCACUUUAUUUUUGCCGUCCAUUUCGAGAGAAAGUUCUAGCCUACAAGAAUCAACCCAGGAGAAAGGAAAACUUACUCACGUGCUUGGCAGAUCUCUUCCACAAUAUAGCUACACAAAAGAAGAAAGUUGGUGUAAUACCUCCAAAAAAGUUUAUAACGAGACUGCGGAAAGAAAAUGAACUUUUUGAUAAUUACAUGCAACAAGAUGCUCAUGAGUUCUUGAACUACUUGUUAAACACCAUUGCCGAUAUCCUGCAGGAAGAGAAAAAGCAGGAAAAACAGAAUGGGCAGCUCCAUAAUGGCUGUAUUAAUGACGACAAUGGCAAUGGCAGUGAUGUACCAGAACCAACCUGGGUGCAUGAAAUGUUUCAAGGAACAUUAACUAAUGAAACCCGAUGUCUUAACUGUGAAACUGUAAGUAGCAAAGAUGAAGACUUUUUAGACCUUUCUGUUGACGUGGAGCAGAAUACUUCAAUUACACAUUGCUUGAGGGGAUUUAGUAAUACAGAGACGCUGUGUAGUGAAUACAAAUAUUACUGUGAAGUGUGCUGCAGUAAACAAGAAGCUCAGAAAAGGAUGAAAGUGAAAAAACUGCCUAUGAUUUUAGCUCUUCACCUGAAGAGAUUCAAAUAUAUGGAUCAAUUGCAUCGAUACACAAAGUUAUCCUACAGAGUAGUCUUUCCUCUAGAACUCCGACUAUUCAACACAUCAGGCGAUGCCACCAAUCCAGACAGAAUGUAUGACCUGGUUGCUGUGGUGGUGCACUGUGGAAGUGGUCCUAACCGAGGGCACUACAUUGCAAUAGUAAAGAGCCAUGACUUUUGGUUGUUGUUUGAUGAUGAUAUAGUAGAGAAAAUAGAUGCACAAGCCAUCGAAGAGUUCUAUGGAUUGACGUCCGAUAUCUCAAAGAACUCUGAGUCUGGUUAUAUCCUUUUUUACCAGUCCAGGGAUUAAAUGGAUGCGGAGUGCAGAACAGUUCCACCUCAUUCACUCCCCAAUGCUCACCCUUGCAGAAACAAGGCAUUGAGACCAUGCAAAAGAAAGAGGAUGAGAGAACUUUUCAGUCUUCUUUGCCAAGCUUGGGUCAUAGUAGAGUAACACUGAUUGUAAUGGCAAAGCAAAAAUAUCCAUGUAAACAAAGCAGUUUUACUCAUUGUGAAAGCACAUUGAAAUAAAGCUGUAGCAGCUGUGUAUAAGGGACGCUGUAUAAGUGACGCUGAACUGAAGCUGUGAUGUCAGUUCCAGAGCUCAAAUCGACAUAAGAGAAAGUGAUGCAUGCUACAUGCAUACGUAUGAAACCAAAGUGAACUGAUGUUCAAUCAGAUUGAUCUCUCCCUGGCUUCAUCCUGUUGGCUUUUUAAUUUAUAUAAUUUUUACAUUCUCAAAUUUGGGAACUACUGGGAUUACAAGUUUUUUCCCUUUUAAAAUAAAUGACCAAAAACAAUGACAGUUGAUAUUAAUAAAUUUGAGCAAAAUUUCCCACCAAAGAUGAACAUGACAUUGUGGAUUAUGUAAGGUGUCUACACCUCUUAAAACAUAUUUGACUGACAUCUAGCCUUGCAAUUGUAUCUACUUUCAAUUUCCACAAGGUAAAUACAUAUUCCAGCAGACUUGGUGUCAACUUGCAUUAAAUUCAAGUAAUUCUUUUGUUUUACCAUCUGUUCAGACUUUGGCAUUCUAUUUACAAAAAGUCUGGUGCUGAUUGCUGGAUAGUGAUCUAAUGCACAAGAAACAUCAACUAUGAGUAGAUGUUAAAUGCAGGGCAGGAGCAAUGGCAGGCAAAGAGUUGUAGAGCCUUGUAAAUACUACAGUGAAACAAUUUGUUAGUGUCAAAGAAUUAAAUACGUUUUGUAAAGUAUUUUUGUUAUCCCAGAGAAACUGUAAAGUAGUGUUAUACAAGUAAUUCCAAUUUUUUUUGACUCAAUGCAUAUAUAACAUCAUGAGAAAGUAACUAGACCAUAUUUUAAAUGUCUCACUAAAGUGAAACACCCUACUGUUCUGCCAUAUUGGAGUGUGCACUAAUUAUUUUCUGUUGUAAAUAUGUAGAUAAUUUGAUUACAUGUUUAAGAUUCAUUAGUUUCUUUAUAAACCAUUUCAGUUUCUUUGGUUGUUCACUAUUAUGUACAAUAUAAUUACUCUUCAUUGUAGCAUAUAAUUUUGCCUGCAUUAGUUGUCUGCAUUGCUAACCUGAUCCAGCACACUUCAAUGUAGUAAUUGAAGUAACCGAUUUGUUUGCCUGAAAAACAUGGCCCGUGUUCCCAUGCACUUAGCUGAACUCAGUCACAGAUGAAUGUAAUAUCUCAAGCCCCUGUUUAAACACCAUGUGUAAAUUUGGAUCAGUUUUGCAUUUCUGUUUAUGGGAAUCCAAAGUACACUGUUCGUAUGGUAACCAUAAAUUUGAAAGCUUGCAUAAAAUAUUUUUAAAAUCCUACCUCCCAUAUUAAUUUAAAACCUAGUCAUGAAUUUGAAUCAAAUUGAUGUAAUUAUAUGAAUUUUUGUUUGCUGCCUCCUCAUGGUGCACACCAGCCCAUGCCUCUGAAAUAUGGCUUGCCAGCCUGACUAAUUGUUCUGGUUUAAAGCAGGAUUGUAAAUGGGAGGUAGAUUAAAGUGGUUUAAAAUGUAAAUGGGAAGUAAAUUAAUUGCAGUUCAAAUUCAGUAGAACCUGAGCACCAAUGCUGGCUGAUGACAUAGAUGGAUAGAGUAGGCUGACUAAAAUUAAUUUUAAAGUGGCCUGCAUAAACUUUAAAGUAGGAUUUAAGACCAGAAUCACUGUUCUGAAUAAAUAAGGUGGAAAACCUUUUCCAUCUUUCUUUUGUACAGUACUUGAUAUCAAUACUUUGAAAUUCUGUGAAGAUUGUCUAUCUGCUGCUAAACUGAACGUUAAUUCAUCAGAGAACAUUCUGUAGCUUUAGGAUAAUGCUUUUUGACCUGUUGGCUCAGGAAAUGCUGUGGUCUUAACAUUUGAUACCGUUUAACCCUUAGCAUUUACCUUUAGGUAUUUUUUUUAAAGGAGAAUAGUAUCAUGUUAUUAGGGCAAGGUGUAAACUUGUGGGGACAGGAGCUCAGAUGAUUACUUCUAAGUAGAUAGUUGAAAUGCCCAAAAUAUAUUUUCCAAAAUUGUGUUUUUAAUUGAAGUCUGUUAGGCAUUCUCUAUAGUGCUUUAAACAAUUUUGAUAUAUUUCCUGCAUUAAAAUUCAUCUUGGGAUUCAAGAAUAGAGAAGCCAUGUAUGUUCAGUUGAAUUUUUCUUGCCUCCUCUUCUCCACCUCCCCACUUUUGUGAUUAGAAGAUUAUAUGCUUAACAGUUGCUAUUUAUAGUUUCAAAAAAGAAUACUUUAAUCAUAUCAAAAAACAAAAUAAUCAGUGGUCAUUUGAGAUAUUGUUAGAAUAUUGCAGCAUUAUGCGUUUGCUCCUGUAUUAUGCUUGGGAUUUCUUUAAAAAAAAUGUUUUUGGGUGUGGAUGUUGGUGAAUAUUAGGAAUUGAUUUGGCUAUUGUGCAGCAGUCAAAUGGUGCAGAGUUUGAUCACUUUGGAUAUUUUAAGUGCUACAAAAUUGCAUUUUAGCCAUCAGAAAUCAAGGCAAUUGGGGGAAAAGUAACCAGUAAAUAAUGGAACUGAUUAAUGUCUUUGUCGAGAAGCUCUUUGGGACACAGCAGCUGAAUAUUUUGUAUAUUGGGUCAGAAAUUUCUACAGAAAAAAAGUAUGUUCUUUGAUAGCAUAAUAUUGUAUGUAUAUAUAUUGAAAAAUUACUCUAAAUUAUAAAUUGCACUUUUGAUACUGAUUUUUAGGUGUAUUUAAGGGGUUACUUGAGACAGCCUGUUGUUUAAUUAUGUUUUUGUCUUACAGAAAUAAAAAAAGAUAAUUUACAGGC